CAUUCAUCAGUCAAGAUGGAGACCCUGACUAUAUUACUUCUCUGUGCCCAUCUGACUUUGAACCUUCCCUCAGUAAUAGGAGCUGAUACAACUGUUGAUCCAGAUCUUCUUAUCACCAAAUCUCUAGAAACAACUUCAGAUACUCUAGAAACAACUCCAGCAUCGAUCUCUAGUAUGAUGAGUACAAUGCCAUGCAACUAUAGACUGACUCAGCCAUCGGGAUAUAUAAACGGCUAUUGGUAUUUAUGCACCUGGAUAAUUGAAGUCCCAGAUGGUCAAGUUGAACUCUACUUCAAUUCUGUAUAUAUGCAAACUAAAGGUGGAAAUUGCACUUCUGAAUAUGUGAAAAUAUAUGAUGGAUAUCCUUGGAUGGAUGUUGUACUUGGGAAGGUUUGCGAGUAUACAAGUCAAGUGUAUCGCUCAUCAUCCAAUGUCAUGACCCUGGAAUUUGUUAAUCACGACUUCAGUGGACGGUUUGAAGCUCAGUAUUACUCAUCCAACCUACAUACUAUAGCACCUUCUACCACUGUUCCAUGUUACUAUACACUGACUCAACCAUUUGGAUAUAUAUACAGUAAUUCAUUCAGUAGUUCAUGUAUCUGGAUAAUUAAGGUCCCAACCGGUCAAGUUGAACUCGACCUCACUUAUGUAAAUAUGCGUGCUAAUGGUAGAGUUUGUAAUUCUGAGUACGUGACCAUCUACGAUGGAUAUAGAUGGAACAGAGUUGUGCUUGGAAAGGUUUGCCAGCCUACAAGUCAAGUGUUCCGCUCAUCAUCCAAUGUCAUGACCUUGGAACUAUUUAAUCCGUACGUCAAUGGACGGUUUGAAGCUCAGUAUUAUUCAUCCAGCCUAUUAUCUACAGAACAUACUACCCCUGCAGCAACAAGCCCUGCUUACAUGGUAGUCAGUCACCGCGAUGAGGACAUGGGUGUGACUACAACUGCACCUUUUACCAAUGCUCCAACCAUGGCUUUGAGGCUGGUAAAUGGAAGAGGUCGGUGUGACGGUCGUGUAGAAAUCCUCUAUAAUGGAGCAUGGGGAACUGUGUGUGAUGACCAAUGGGAUAUUAAUGAUGCGCAAGUUGUAUGUCAGCAGAUAGGUUGCGGUAAUGCUCUUGCGUUUAACCAGAGUGCAGCGUUUGGUCAAGGACAAGGACUGAUUAUAUUGGAUGAUGUACAAUGUAAUGGCAAUGAACGUUUCUUGUGGGACUGUCCGCACAGAGGGUUUACAUCACAUAACUGUGGACACCAUGAAGAUGCUGGAGUCAUCUGCUCAGGUGACCUGCACACUAACAUUCGAUGUGGGGGCAUUUUGAGAAAUUCAAAUGGGAACGUAUCUUUGGAUUCCGAUAUUUCCUCAGAGUCUGACUCCUGUGUUUGGUACAUCAGUGUCACAAAUAAUAAUAGAAUUCAUCUCAACUUCAGAACAUUUACAAUGAAGAAUUCCCAAUCCUGCGAUUCAUCUUCUUUGUCAAUAUAUGAUGGAACUCCUCUUGGGUCAUCUUUAGUUGGAGAUCUGUGCAGAACACGUACAAGAGAGUUCAUCUCCUCAUCGAACAGCAUGAGCAUUGUCUUUUCGCGGGCCAACAGAGGGGCAGGCUUAGAAUUUUAUGCAGCAUAUUAUUCUACUGUUAACGACAACCAAAAUGUCAGUCUGUCCUGCUAUUCUGACUACAUGAAAGCUCGAAUCUCACUUAGCUAUCUUCAAACGCUGGAAUAUUCUUCAGAGAAUAUAUUUUUGAAUGACCCGCAGUGUCGCCCUCAAGUUGUAUCAGGUUGGGCGGAGUUUCACAUACCUUAUGGGAGAUGUCUGACAAUAAAACAGGUCGAAAAUGACACAAUAACUUACACAAAUACCCUGUUCACCGGUUCAGCCGACACAAUUGUUGUUUACAGAAAAAAACUAGGUCUGACUCUUAAAUGCCGGAUGUACCAAGAUACUGUAGUUGAAGGCAUAUACUCUGCAGAUGACUUCAUAAAGAACACGUUUAUCCAAUACGGCCUCUUUUCUGCUAACUUGACAUUCUUCCGGUCCUCGAAUUACGUAUAUCCAGUGAAUCAGUAUCCAUACUAUGUGGCUCUUAAUCAGCAUUUGUACCUGCAAGCAGCUUUACUCACAUCUGAACCUGACCUGGCCGUAUUUCUAGAUACUUGUGUGGCAUCCCCUGAUGAAUUUGACUUCACAAGAAAUGUUUAUUAUAUCGUUCGCAACGGGUGUGGCAAAGUUCCUGAUUAUAGAACCUACCGUUCCACAUCAAAUCACAUAGUCCGCAUUGGAUUCAAUGCCUUCAGCUUUUUAAAGAAACAUUCCAAUGUCUACAUUCAGUGCAAGCUAGUGGUGUGCAAGGAGGGCAGCGCCAACUCUCGUUGCAGCCAAGGAUGUAUAAGAAGAAACAAAAGAGCCUGUUAACUCUUACCAUCAUGAAGAGGUUCAUGUUGUGGUCGGACCUGUACAGCUGCAGAUUGAAUAAAAACUUCAAAUCUAAGAAAUGGAAUGCAGUAAAUUCAGUUGACGUAAAUUUUCUAAAUCUAAUGCCUUAUCCUUCAUUGGAUACAUCUUUAAGUGGGAUCUACUCACAGGGAUAAUCUACUAUAUGAUUUAUACAUACAUUUAUUGUAACUCAGUUAAUCAUGAUAAGUACUGCAUAAAAGCAAUAGCUAAUGAUCAAAAUGUUUGCUUCACAAAUUUAAAUAAAAUUACAAUUUCAAAAUGA
Messenger RNA from Bufo gargarizans (Asiatic toad), 2713 nucleotides. RefSeq names its product deleted in malignant brain tumors 1 protein-like. The transcript is spliced from 21 exons. The coding region runs from base 16 to 2409 and encodes 797 amino acids. The record is from RefSeq and is a predicted model, not a curated record. Gene Ontology annotation, cellular component: membrane; cell surface. NCBI's taxonomy places the organism in Eukaryota, Metazoa, Chordata, Amphibia, Anura, Bufonidae.